Molecule: messenger RNA, 1047 nt
Organism: Penicillium taxi
Lineage: Eukaryota; Fungi; Ascomycota; Eurotiomycetes; Eurotiales; Aspergillaceae
Exons: 1
Coding region: 1-1047 (348 amino acids)
Biological process (GO): protein N-linked glycosylation
Cellular component (GO): mannan polymerase complex
Molecular function (GO): alpha-1,6-mannosyltransferase activity
Source: RefSeq, a predicted model, not a curated record
AUGUUAUCAGUCUUCAACUCAAAGACCCUGCGCUCUAUGCGCUCAGUUGUUGCUGCCAUUAUGUGCCUAGCACUCUUUUAUUCUUUUUAUACCGGUUGGAACCCAAUACAUAUAUCAUUACCCAAUCCCAAAACCUCCUUCAAGCCGGUUGGGACUGGUAAUAUAGAUUCAAUCUCACACGCUCCAGCCAGCGAUGAUUUAUCCGGCACCAGAACCUCAAUUCACAACAUUCCAGACAAAGUGUGGCAUUCCGCCAAGAAUUAUAAUUUAUCAGAACAACAGCGGAAAUGGGUUAAUAGCUGGACAGACAUAGAUCGCUAUUCUCGUCAGGAGCUGUUAACUGACUACUCAAGCGAAACAUUUGUUCGAACAUAUUACCAUCAGACACGACCAGACAUUGUCGAGGUCUACGAAUCCCUGUCAAUACCUAUUCUAAGAGCAGAUCUUCUUCGUUACUUGAUUAUCCUUGCUGAAGGCGGGUACUGGAGCGACUUAGAUGUCACACUCGAAAAAUCAGUCGCUGAAUGGGUGCCUUUACAAUAUAAGGAUCAGAAUAUCGAUAUGAUUGUGGGGUUGGAAUUCGACCUUUCAUACCGCGGGCCAGGGACCGAGGUUGCAUCCCAAUUUUGUAAUUGGGUAUUCGCAGCGCAACCAUCCUCGCGCAAUCUCCAAGUGAUCGUUGACUCUGUGAUCAACACAUUAAAGGGCAUUUCCAAUACCAACAGUGUUCCUAUAUCGGGAAUCACUUUAGAAAUGUUGUCAGACGUUGUGAAUGUGACCGGUCCUAAGAUAAUGACCAUAGCUAUCCUAGAGAGUCUCGGAAAGCUAUUAGGCAGAACAGUCGAUGACCGAGAUUUUUCAGGCAUCAAAUACCCAAAGUUAGUUGGUGAUGUUCUGAUAAUGCCAGGAGUUUCCUUCGCUGCUCGUCAAAACGGAUAUCCAACGGACCAGGGAGAGGCUCUUGUGACACAUCAUUAUGAAGGUUCAUGGAAGAAGGCGGACGCAGAAGCGAAAGAAAAGAAAAAGCAAAAAGGACAAGAACAAUAA